Molecule: messenger RNA, 3146 nt
Organism: Linum tenue
Lineage: Eukaryota; Viridiplantae; Streptophyta; Magnoliopsida; Malpighiales; Linaceae
Source: the annotation of a GenBank genome assembly
GAAAGAGACGUCAACCCAAUUGAAAGCCACACCGGGCACCGGCAGGGUCGUAAAGGGCUGAGGCGGUGACAGUCCACCGGCCACGGGGUGGUCAACAAGUUAUGAGUUAUGACGGCAUCUGAUUCCCGCCUACGAAAACACAAGUAAGGAUUCUGCGGUAACCACUCCCCGGCGGCGAGCUAAUUUCCUCCAGCGCGGGAAGCGAGUGAAACGAAAAUGGAAGCUGACAAGCAAGAGUUCCUCUACGAAUUUGGCGACAGUUACGGCUACCCCGACGGUCCUAGAGGCAUCGAUGAAAUACGCGCCGCUGAGUUCAAGCGAUUGGAUGAAAACGGAGGUCUUGUGUACUUGGACCACGCCGGAGCGACUCUGUACUCCGAGCUGCAGAUGGAGCGAGUUUUCAAGGAUCUCGCCGCUAAUGUUUAUGGAAAUCCACAUAGCCAAAGCGAUAGUAGCUCUGCAACUGCGGACGCUGUGAGGGAAGCGCGCCAGCAGGUACUUGAUUACUUCAAUGCGUCCCCGAAGGAUUACAAGUGUAUAUUCACGUCUGGGGCUACAGCAGCGCUAAAGCUCGUAGGGGAGGCCUUUCCAUGGAGUGGUAGCAGUAGUUACAUGUACACCAUGGAAAAUCACAAUAGUGUGCUUGGGAUCAGAGAAUAUGCUCUCAGUCGAGGAGCUGCAGCUUUUGCAGUUGAUGUUGAAUGUCCUGAGCCCUUGGACGUUGGAUCAACGAGCCCAUCUUCCUCAUUUGAAUUCUCACUUCAUCCUGUACAAAGGAGGAACGAAAUUAGACAUAUGGAUGGAGGCUCCGGAGGCAAGUGCUAUGAUGUGUUUAACUUAUUUUCCUUCCCUUCCGAGUGCAAUUUCUCCGGCAUGAGAUUCAACCUUGAUUUGGUGAAGCUCAUUAAGGAAGAUUCACAAAGAAUUUUAAGGGGUUCUCCAUAUGGCAAUAGGGGUCGCUGGAUGGUCUUGAUAGAUGCUGCAAAAGGAUGUUCAACUGAACCGCCGGAUUUGUCCAAGUGUCCUGCUGAUUUUGUUGCAAUAUCGUUCUAUAAGUUGUUUGGUUAUCCAACUGGACUUGGUGCUCUCAUUGUUCGUAAUGAUGCUGCCAAGCUACUGAAGCCGACCUAUUUCAGUGGAGGGACAGUUGCGGCAUCAUUUGCUGAUUUGGAUUUUGUGAAAAGAAGAGAAAAUAUCGAAGAGCUUUUCGAGGAUGGCACUACCUCAUUUUUAAGCAUAGCAUCGAUACAGCAUGGCUUCAAGAUCCUGAAGUCCUUAACUGUUACUGGGAUACGCCGGCAUACGGCAUCACUAACCAUGUAUACUAAGAAAAUGCUUUUGGCCUUGCGACAUGUAAAUGGAGCUAUUGUCUGCACGGUUUAUGGAAAUCAUGCUUCAAAGGUGCCUUGUCAUGCGUCAGGUCCUACUGUAUCAUUCAACUUGAAAAGGCAAGAUGGUUCAUGGGUUGGUUAUCGUGAGGUUGAGAAAUUGGCUACGUUGUCUGGAAUUCAGCUACGGACAGGAUGUUUUUGCAACCCAGGCGCAUGUGCCAAGUAUCUUGAGUUGUCUCACCUGGAUCUUCUCUCGAACUUGGAGGCUGGACAUGUGUGCUGGGAUGAUCAUGACUUAAUAAAUGGAAAACCUACAGGAGCUGUUAGAAUAUCAUUUGGUUACAUGUCAACUUAUGAAGAUGCGAAGAAAUUCAUUGACUUCAUCAAAGGUUCAUUUGUAUCCACACAAAUUAGUAUUGGAAAUGGGCAUCUGUUAACGACAAGGGCCUUCUCAUUCUCAAGUGAAGGUGGUCAAAAACGAUUUCCAUCUGCUGUUUAUCAACUAAAGUCCAUUACUGUUUACCCCAUUAAAUCAUGUGCCGGAUUCAGUGCUGAAUGUUGGCCGCUGAGUAGUACUGGUCUGCGUCAUGAUAGGGAAUGGCUUAUUAGAAGUAUAACCGGGGAAGUUUUGACUCAGAAAAAGGUUCCUGAAAUGUGUUUAAUCAGUACUUUCCUUGACCUCAAGCAAGGAAAAAUGAUUGUAGAGUCGCCUCGGUGCAGAGAUAAGUUGCAGAUUACCCUCAAUACAGAUUCAAGCCUUGUCCCAACAGAAGAAAUUGAGUUGCAUGCUCAGAGAUGUACAGUUCAUCACUACGAUAACGAUGUCAACCAAUGGUUUACUAUUGCCAUUGGCCGUCCGUGUACGCUGUUACGAUCUUCUGGUUCAAACAACACCAAAACCUCAGGUGUGUGUCGGGAAGUGAAUGCUAGAACUAACUUCCCAAACGAGGCACAAUUCUUGUUGAUAUCAGAGGAGAGCAUAUCCGACCUCAACACAAGGUUAAGCUCGGGUGCACUGAAGGCAGCCCAUGGUUCACCAGUUCAGGUGACUCCCACAAGGUUUCGGCCUAACCUUGUGGUAUCCGGAGGCAAACCUUACGCUGAAGAUGGAUGGACGAGCCUCCAAAUAGGAAAUGCACAUUUUACAUCGAUUGGUGGAUGCAACCGUUGCCAGAUGAUCAAUCUCGGCCAUCAGUCUGGACAAGUCCAGAGGACUAAGGAACCAUUGGCAACACUAGCUUCGUACAGAAGAGUGAAGGGGAAGAUCCUGUUUGGUAUACUGCUGAGGUACGAGUCCGGAGAUGACGAGGAGAACGUGAAGCAUGAUGAUUCGUGGCUUCAAGUAGGUCAAGAAGUCCUUCCAAAUUCAUCAUAGCGGCCCUCCCAUUAGGACGAUACCCGAUGGCUCGUUCUCCAUCAUGCAGUUCCCACGGUGCUGAAAACAUCUAACCCGUCCUAAAUCUGCAUAUACUAACUACAGCAGUUCAAAGAAUGAAUCAAAGGUGAAAGAAAGAGCAUAGUCAACUGACGAGACACGUCAACUUUGUAUUGUUAGAAUCGAUCUGGGAGGCAAUUAGUAGCUUCACAGAACUUCCUCUCUUCGUUCCUAUUUGUGUACAAGAUGUACCUAAACGUUGUGUCCAUAAUCUCUGGUGGUGUUUGCUUUGUCCAAGUCGUGAGUUAGGGUCACAUGGACGGUAAAACUCUCAACUCUCGCUCGCUGUUAAAGCAUCGUUCUGUUCCCUGAACCUGCUUUGUAUGUAUGUAUGCAUCCAAGACUUGUGGUUUAUGUUUCGAAGAAGAGUUUCUUGUCAA